CGUAAAAGUUUUCGCCUUUCUUCCUUCGAUCUUCCCAUCCCACCUCGCGCUGCUCUGCCGACCGCCCCCACCUCUCCACUCCUCUCCUCCUCCCGCGACCGCGAGGCCACGCCAUGAACGAACCCGCAGCGUAGGCAUAGCCCAGCGCAGCGGAGGCCGUGAACCAACCAUGGGCCGUGCGAGGGCCAAGGACGCCGGCUACGGCGGCGUCAAGUCGUUCCCGUCGCCGGCCUCGUCCUCGGCGUCGUCGUCAGAGUUCGAGUUCACGGUGACGCAGUCGCCGGGGUCCAAGCAGCGGUCGGCGGCGCAGCUGUGCCCCGCCGACGACCUGUUCUACAAGGGCCAGCUCCUGCCGCUGCACCUGUCGCCGCGCAUCUCCAUGGUGCGCACGCUGCUGCUCGCGUCGGCGUCCACCUCGUCCGCCUCCGCCUCCGACUCCACCUCCACCUCCAACUCCUCCCGCGACUCCAACGGCAGCACCUCCUCCUCCUUCUCCACCGACUGCGCCGCGCUCCUGCUGCCGGACUCCGCCCCCUCGUCCUCCCGCCCCAGCUCCGCCACCGACGACGACCGCCACCUCAACCUGCUCCGGGGAACCGCCUCCUACGCCGGGCUCCCGCCAGCCAAGCGCACCGGCAAGCAGUACCUCUCGUCCUUCGCCACCCGCUUCUCCUCGGUCUUCCUCCACCGCGGCGGUGCGCCGGCCGCCAAGAAGCCGUCCAACAAGUCGCUCGCCAAGGAGGUGAUCAAGAAGUACGCCAAGAAGGUGAAGCCUCUGUACGAGAAGCUGUCCCAGAUCCCCAAGAACCAGAACAACGGCGGCAGCAACCAGCCUCAGCCGCAGCCCCCGGCGCAGCAGCAGCAGUGUUUUAAGAAGCCGUUCAGUUUCUCGAUCCGGAAGAAGCGGGGCGACGAAGACAACGCUGCCGCAUCCGCAGCGGCGGCAGCGGCGGAGGUGAGCACCUGCAAGUACGCGCACUCAAACUCGUUCUCCGGUAACCUCCGGUUCCCGCGUCAGAAGCGGUGCGCGGCGAGCUGCCCGUCGUCGAUGCGGUCGUCGCCGAACCACUCCGGGAUGCUCUCCUUCGGCGGAGCGGGCGGCGUGGGCUUCCCCGACGUGCCGGCCGCAGCAGCGGCGGCCAUGACAAGCAGCAUUGGCAUGCGGCCCGUGUCGCUGUCGGCGGCGUCGUCGUCUUCGAUGGAGGAGCUCCAGAGCGCCAUCGAGGGCGCUAUCGCGCACUGCAAGAACACAAUGGGCGGCGUCGUGUCCCUGUGCCCGCGCAAGGUGCCGGCGGCGACGGCGGCCGGCGAGAUCAGCGCGUUCUGAGCGCGCCGGUGCAUGCAUGCAUGCACUAGGAUUCGUGCGGGGAGCUAAGCCGUUGUAGCUUCUCGUGGGAGGAGAUGAGCUUGAGCAGCAGUGGAUCUCUCGGAGCAGGCGGCACAAGAAGUUAAAAGUGGUUGCAACGACGAUUGCCUCGCUAGAUCUGGGUCUCCACGUAGUAGGACAUGUCCUUCCACAUGUGCGUGGUGGCAAUUAUACCGUGGUCGAAGAUGAUGACCUGUUUGCGACUGGUUGCGGAUCCUUCUGCUACAGGGGUCUUCUCUCAAGAUUCAGGGAUGAUGACACAGAACUCCGGAGAUCUUCUUGUGUUAUGGUUGUCUUAGGGUAUUAUAGGUGUUCAUGUUCCUUUGUUUUUGCGUUUCAGUGUGCUUGUAAGGGUCACCUACUCUGUACUGAUUCGUGAUUUGAAUGAACAAUUUCUCAAAAAAAAAAAGUCAGAUCUUAGCUUGAGAUUA
This is a messenger RNA of Triticum aestivum (bread wheat), 1797 nucleotides long. Its product is annotated as probable membrane-associated kinase regulator 1. The transcript has 2 exons. Gene Ontology annotation, cellular component: plasma membrane. The record is from RefSeq and is a predicted model, not a curated record. Gene Ontology annotation, molecular function: kinase inhibitor activity. NCBI's taxonomy places the organism in Eukaryota, Viridiplantae, Streptophyta, Magnoliopsida, Poales, Poaceae. Bases 170 to 1327 code for a protein of 385 amino acids.